Quercus lobata is the source of this 1329-nucleotide messenger RNA. Its product is annotated as calmodulin-like protein 3. The record is from RefSeq and is a predicted model, not a curated record. The transcript has a single exon. Bases 201 to 893 code for a protein of 230 amino acids. NCBI's taxonomy places the organism in Eukaryota, Viridiplantae, Streptophyta, Magnoliopsida, Fagales, Fagaceae. Gene Ontology annotation, cellular component: myosin II complex. Gene Ontology annotation, molecular function: calcium ion binding.
CUACGGUUCACGCGGUUUGUGGGGAUCAGAAGGUACCACCAAACACCGCGUCUUCACUUCAAUACUCAACCAAGCUUUUUCAACACAACAGAACAACAAAGUCAUAAUCAAACAAACUUCUCUAUAUGAUAUUUGCCAGUCUUCCUCUUCGUCCUUAACCUUUUCUGAAUUUCUUCUUUUGAUUGUAUUUGGGAACAGAAAUGGUGCUAAUAACAGUGCUGUUAUUAGCAGUUCUAUUUCUUGCUGGCUUCUUAAAUAUAUUCUUUCAUUUUCCUCGCAAGAAGUUUCUUGCAUGGGUGCAACAGUAUCUUUCACCCAACAAAUCUUCUUCUUCUUCUUCUUCUUCAGCUAUUUCUCAAGCACCCCAACAAGUUUCUCACAAAGAGAAGACUUCCCACAAUAAGACUGAGCUCAAGAAAGUCUUUGCCACCUUUGACAAGAACGGUGAUGGAUUCAUAACAAAGCAAGAGCUGAGAGAGUCAUUGAAGAACAUCAGGAUAUUUGUGACAGAGAAAGAGGUUGAAGAAAUGGUUUUGAAAGUGGAUGCUAAUGGAAACGGGUUGAUUGAGUUUGAUGAGUUUUGUGUGUUGUGUGAAGCCAUGGUUGGUCAAGAGGGAGCGAGCGAAGGAGAUGGGAAAGAAGGUGUAGGAAAGGAAGGAGGAGAGGAGGAUUUGAAGGAGGCUUUUGAUGUGUUUGAUAAAGAUAGAGAUGGGUUAAUUAGCGUGGAGGAGUUGGGCUCGGUUUUGUGCUCUUUGGGGUUAAAGGAAGGAAAGAAGAUUGAGGAUUGCAACGAGAUGAUAAGGAAAGUGGAUAUGGAUGGGGAUGGUAUGGUUAAUUUUGUUGAGUUUAAGAGCAUGAUGAAAGGUGGAGGAACCCUUCUCUUUGGCACCUAAUUCUCUCUAUGUAAGCUCUCGAUCUCUCUAAUUACACAUGCACACACAUAAAUAUAAUUAGCAGAAAGCGUAAAAACAACAAUGGAACAGUAUUUAUCACUACAUAUAUAUUCUAUGCUAUGCUUCAAAGCUCUAAGCAACAGACUAUGAAAGCAUAUAUUAUUGGGAUUACAACGAAGUAGCUAGGUGUUUCAUUUCAUCCUUCGAACAAUUUCUAUAUAAGAAGUUCAUCGAUCAACCUCACAUGGAAAAGAAAGUCUGUGUGUAUUUACUAUUUAGAAUUAGAGCUUCGAGUAUGUAAUUUCAUUUUUUCCUUUUUGUUUGGUUUUUAAGGACUGGUCCGGAUCUGUGGCCCUUGUUUGUCCUAUGUACAUAUGAUAUUUCACUCUUCAUAAGCUGUUUGGUCAAUAGACUCAAUACCGCGGUGUUUAUUAUA